Neurospora tetraspora is the source of this 2877-nucleotide messenger RNA. RefSeq names its product RNA pol II accessory factor, Cdc73 family-domain-containing protein. Gene Ontology annotation, cellular component: Cdc73/Paf1 complex. The record is from RefSeq and is a predicted model, not a curated record. Gene Ontology annotation, molecular function: RNA polymerase II complex binding. Bases 1 to 2877 code for a protein of 958 amino acids. NCBI's taxonomy places the organism in Eukaryota, Fungi, Ascomycota, Sordariomycetes, Sordariales, Sordariaceae. Gene Ontology annotation, biological process: positive regulation of transcription elongation by RNA polymerase II; transcription elongation by RNA polymerase II. The transcript has 8 exons.
AUGCAGUUCUCGCCUACUUCGAUAUCUCAUGGCAUUUCCCCCCGUUACGCAGAGAAAAGCGAUUACAACAAUCUAGCAGCACGGCGAAGCAUUGUCCAGCCUUCAGAAUCCAUCGUUCGGGUGACCACACUCUCAAAUCGGUUCAAUUCACGUACAAUGAGCUUCUCGUCGUCGUCGCCUAGGUAUCAAGGCGGGGAACAAGGCGGGGAACGGAGGAGAAGCUCUUUACCCAGCCUCGGUAGCACAGUGUUGGAUGGGUCGUUGAGCAGGGUGCCAUCGACCAGCGGCGCAUUGGUUCGAAACUCCAAAGGCAAUUCUCCUCGAGGAGUGUACGGUCUUGACCCCCCUCGGCCACCCAAGGAAGGAUAUGAAUGGGUUUGGUAUCCGGAGGGGUACUGGGCCGAGCGCGAGUUUCGACCGAUUGACUUCGCUGCAACCAGUGGCAGAACCCCUGAGGUCAAAGUUUGGAAAUGGAGAAGACGGUCUAGGAAGACUGGAAGCGGAAGCCAGGACAAUGACGCCCCUACAGUUUCACCAAAAACGAACCAACCACAACAACAACCACCGGUGUUAAUCAAUACGCCUACCUCCCCACUAAGCCCCUUUCGCACCGAGGAGGCUCAUAUCCUUGCCUUACAAAGCCCAGGUGUACAGCUAUUGACCAGCACCAGCAUAGUGGAAAGCGAGUGGCUCGCACCAAAACAUAGCCUCCAAACUCCUAGGCCAUUAGAUCUAUCAACACCUGCUGAAGUCAGGCCAGAUACCCCUUCUGAGUCCCGCGAGACUUUUGGGUUUCUCUCCAAGAGAGGAAUCAGCGCAAUGUCUGUCUUGCAGAAAACAAAGGACCGGCGGUACAGCAGCGGUGGCAGAAUCGGCAACCCCUGCAAGCAGCAACUCAUCUAUAUCAGGGCUAAGGACCGCGUUCUCAGGAGGACCGUUGGCUACGCACCUCACAAACCCGGGCAUUUGCUUACGAUGAGACCACAGGAGGCUACACGAAUUCACACACCCCCGCUGAAAGAGGACACGGCUGAUGGACGACCGCGCGGUUAUUUCUUCAAUGUCUCAAUACCGAUCGGUGCAGAUACUACCGAGUCGUCUGCUUCAAGCAAGGAAACCAACUUCACAAGCACCACGAUGCCUAUGUCGUUGCCACCCACGCCGUUGCGCCAUCCGCAUGAGAGAAUUGAAGAGGAGCAAGGGGGACAUCGAGGCCCUCGUAGAGGUGAUUUUUCACUACCACCAACGCCCGGUUUAUCCGGGUUACCACCAACGCCCGGGUUAUCCUCGUUACCACCAACGCCCGGGGCACCCUCAUUGCCAACAACCCCCGGGACGGCCGAUAAGAAGAGAAGAGAAUGGUGGGACGCUCCAACGAGAUCGGCUGAAGCCAGACGAGCAGAGCGGACAGAACGCUUGGCCAGUGGAAGAAGCCGUGGUGAUGGAGAAGGCGGGCGCCUGCGCAAGAAGGGACAAUUCACGUUUGAUAUCCCUGAACAUUUACCAAAUAGCCCAAUGUGUCCGGCCAACCCGAAACACAAGUCCAAAGGAAAGGGUGUCUGUGUGUAUCAUGGUCGGAGAAAAAGCGCCAGUAUGUCCGAUGAUGCUUACGACACUCGAGAUACAAUGAGCGAAUCAGCAACUAAGCGUUCCAGCGCGAAUCCCAAGAUGGCGUCAGUCGACCACGAUCCUCUAUUGCUUCUGCGGGGGUCAAUCGCAUCCAGUAGUGCCAUCAUCCCGACGACAUCCGCCGAUACCUCUUCCGACAGCAGCGCCGAAGUGCCGCUCUCCCAGGCCACUCACCUUCUGUUCACCCACCCAACCCGUGUCGUCAUCCCCAUCGAUGCGCCGACGCGCUUUGUCUCCAACGGCAGCCCCGUCGAUCUCCGCAGUAUCUACUUUGCGUGGCUGAACCAUGAAGUCGCCAUUCCCGAGUACAAUGCUUCUGCGACCAAGCUUAACGAGGAAUUGAGUGGUGCCGGCGCGGUCCACAAGUUUGCCUUCGUUGAGCGUCUUGAGCUCAUCGCCUGGCUGGAAGGUGGAAGUGAAGAGAGCGAAUACAUCAAGCCGCUGGCAGGUGAAAGGGAUGGAGCUUCCGCGACCGGCGCUGCUAGCACGACAGCCGCCUCCAAGGCUGCCCCUACUGUUUCUGCGAGAUCUGGUCGUGGGACGCUAGACCCUAGGCUCGCCCAGAUUUACAACGGCGAACGGCGCAUGGGGGACAGGAACAGUGUGCUCAGGGGAAUUAAGCCCACGCUCGCGCAAGCCUUCAUGUCUAAGAAGCCCGGCCCUACAGCGAUCACGAACAACCCUGCUCUUGCCAUCAACCAGAAGCCAGCGCGACGACCUGACCCCAUCAUCCUCCUUUCGCCCUCCGCCUCUUCGCUUCUCCGCAUGUCCAACAUCAGAGACUUCCUCGAGAACGGCAAAUACACGUUGCCAGAUCACAACGCCUCCAUUUCGGUGCUGCACGUGUCGCGCAUGAUGAAAGACAUCGAUCCCAACCGCCCCAUGCGCUUCAUCCUCGUCGAAGGCCCGGAGCAGUUCAAGCCCGAAUACUGGAACCGCGUGGUGGCCGUCUUCACAACCGGCCAGGCGUGGCAGUUCAAGAACUACCGUUGGAGCCAACCAACAGACCUCUUCCGCCAUGUUUUGGGUAUCUAUGUCGGCUGGCGAGGCGAGCAGCCACCUGAGAGUGUGCGGUCGUUCGGUCAUCGGGUUCUGGCUACCUCCGUUGACAAGGUGCGCGAUCCGGCGGCGGCGGGCGCAGAAAACCGGUGGCGCGACAGGGAGGUGGUGGAGAGUAUCUGGAAGGCUAUUGAGGGGAACAUGCGUUCUAAGGGCUGGCGAAAGGAUGCUGCCCCGACGUCUAUUUGA